AUGAGAGCGGAAGCACAGGUGCCGUCCCCAACACCACAGCCCCCUGAGCCUGGGCCAGAGGGGAGCCAUGGGCAGGCCCCCGCCCUGGCCCUGCUCUUGGCACUGCUGACACUCUGCAUCACUGCUGGGACACCUGAGGUGUGGGUGCAAGUUCAGAAGGAGGCCACCAAGUCCCUGUCCUUCACUCUUCGCUGUGGAUUCCUGGGAUCUGGCACUGUCUCUUUGGUGACUGUGAGCUGCGGGGGGCCUGAUGGUGCUGGAGGGACCAAGCUGGCUGUAUUGCACCCAGAAUUCGGCACUCAGCAGUGGCCUCCUGCCCACCGGGCCCACUGGGAAACCAGAACCAGCAUCUCCCUCACCCUGGAAGGGUCUGAGGAGAGAAGCCUUGGUCCCAACACCACCUUCUGCUGCAAGUUUACUUCCUUCCCUGAGGGCUCCCAGGAGGCCUGUGAAAACCUCCUCCUUGUCACAGACCAAGGGUUCCCUGCCCCUACUUCAGCCUCUAUUCUACGGGCUGACCUGGCUGGGAUUUGGGGAAUCUCAGGGGUCCUCCUCUUUGGCUGUGUCUACCUUCUCCACCUGCUACAUCGGCAGAGGCACUGGUCUGUCACAAAGCUUCAGCCACCCCUCAGCAACCCCCUGACACAGACACAAGCAACGGCAGCCAGCCAAGCCUCCCUGGCCUCUCCCCACAUCCCCUAUGCCAUCGUCUCCACCAACCACCUCUGCCGGGCAGCUAUGGACACGGUCCUUCCACCCCAGCCAUUGUCCAGGAGGGAGCCGAUCCCCAACCACACAGCACAGCAUCCUGCCCCUUGGGCACCUCUGCCAGCCUCUGCUCGCAACAGUUUCAUCUCCGUUGAGAAUGGACUCUAUGUUCAGGCAGGAGAGAGGCCUCCCCACAUCUGCUCCAACCUCAUCCCUUUCCCUGACCCUCUGGGGCCCAGAGCCAUGGAGGGGCGUUUAGGAAUUUAAUGAGAGGGGGCCCCAAGUCCACUUGACCUUACUCCCUUCCCAGGCCUCUGGGGCCCCCUUCCAUCGGUGUCUGCGCGUCUUCUCAAGCCUCUAAUAAGCCCACACACACCCAGCCAGGGCCCACUGCUGCGGAUGUGGCCAGCGUGUGUGCUUGUGUGGGCACGCGUGUGUAUGAGGUGACAAAACCCACCCAGGUUGUUUCCUGCUCUC
Molecule: messenger RNA, 1185 nt
Organism: Eptesicus fuscus (big brown bat)
Lineage: Eukaryota; Metazoa; Chordata; Mammalia; Chiroptera; Vespertilionidae
Gene: PVRIG
Product: PVR related immunoglobulin domain containing
Biological process (GO): negative regulation of T cell receptor signaling pathway
Cellular component (GO): plasma membrane
Molecular function (GO): signaling receptor activity
Source: RefSeq, a predicted model, not a curated record